This is a messenger RNA of Paramecium primaurelia, 3089 nucleotides long. The record is from the annotation of a GenBank genome assembly. NCBI's taxonomy places the organism in Eukaryota, Ciliophora, Oligohymenophorea, Peniculida, Parameciidae.
AUGGGUCACGAAGCCGAAUCCAAUAUAACAACAGAAGGCUCCUAGAUAUAAGAUUCAUUAUACAGAGAUGAAGAGAAAAUGGAAGAAUCAGCGAAUGUAGCAUAUUUACUUACUUUGGGUAUACUCUUAGGUCUGGCUUUGAGGGAAUUGAACAAGAAAACCAAGUAAUACAACAAAAAUAAUAUAUAGAUUUCCUUAUUCCCCUAUGGUCUUAACUUGUGGAUUAUUGAUAGGUUUAUUAUAAAGUUCUCUUGGAUAUUUGGGAGAAAGUGCAAGUAUCUUGAGUCAUAUGCAUCCACAUUUAAUUGUUUAUGUCUUUGUUCCUGUUUUAUUAUUUGAAUCAGCAUUCAAUUGUGAUUGGUAUAUAUUCAAAUACUAAAUUGUUAAUAUUUUACUAUUGGCUGGUCCUGGAGUUGGUUGGGUAUUUUAUUAUAAUAUUAAUUAGGGAGCAAUUCUUUUAGGAAUAGUAUUCAAAUUGUUCUUAUUCUAUAGUGAUGAAGAUAUGAAUUGGUAUUAGGCAUUCACUUUAGGAUCUGUGUUAUCUGCAACAGAUCCAGUAGCUGUUGUUGCUUUACUAAAAGAAUUAGGUGCUAGUUCUGCAUUUAAUCAUUUAAUUGAAGGAGAAGCAUUAUUAAAUGAUGGAGUGGCAAUGGUUUUUUUUAUAUUUUUCAAUAAACUAUCUAAAGCUGCAGCUGGAAUUGGUGGAGGUGUUACUUUUGGUGGAGUUCUAUUAAACUUUUUUAGGAAUUCAAUAGUUGGUCCUAUUUUAGGAGUAGUAGUAGGAUUUUUUGGAGCAUUAUGGGCUAGAAGAAUAGUUGGAGAUGAUGUUGAAGUAGGUUGGUUAACAUUUAUAUUCACAUAUCUAACAUUUUAUUGGGCUGAGUUUUGUUUCUUUAAAACUAGUGGAUUAUUGGCUGUUGUAUCUUUGGGUUUGUUUUGGAGUGCAUUUGGUAAGACUAAAAUAAGAUCAGAGAGUGAACAUGCUGUUCAUACAGUUUGGAGUUUUGUUUAAUAUUUUUGUGAUACAACUGUUUUUCUAUUAGUAGGUAUGAUAGUUGGAACAGAAGUUAUUGAAGAAAGAUAUAUUUAUACAUCUGAUUAUUUCAGAAUGAUUGUGUUUUAUUUCUUUAUGAUAUUAUGCAGAUACUUAAUGGUUAUAUCAUUUUGGCCAUUACUUAAGAGAUAUGGUUAUCCAAUGUCAUAACCAGAAUUGAUAGUAUUUGUUUAUGGAGGUCUAAGAGGAGCUUUGGGUUUAACACUUUCAUUGAUGGUUGGAUGUGAUCAAGAUUUACCACCAAGAUUUAGACAUUUAUCAGUAUUCUUUACUGCUGGAAUGGCUGCUCUUACUAAUCUUGUAAAUGGAACUACUUGUAAAGCUUUGGUGAACUAUUUAAACAUGAUAGAGAAUCCAGUAAUUAAAAAGAGAGUAUAUAAACGUUAUUUAACUGAUAUGAUUGUUAAUUAAGAAGAUACAAUAAAAGAAUUGGAAGGGGAUGAACAUUUUGCAAUGGCUGAUUGGAAUCAUGUCAAAUCACUUGUAGGAUCACAAUAAUUUUUAUAGGAAGUAGUUUAAUUAGAGAAUGAAAUUAAAUAAAUUUAAGGUGGAAAUAUGAGUAGAAUAUCUUAUGAAGGAUUAACUGACACUGAUACUUUUGGAGAGGUUAGAUAUAGAGUACUUAGAAUUCUUAAGGGAUUAUAUUAUUCAUAAUUUGAACAUGGACAAUGUGAUGAAGAUUCUGUUAGAUUAUUAGUUGAAUCAAGUGAUGUUGCACUUGAUCAUACAGGAUCUAUUUUAAAUAUUUGGGAAUAAUUAUUCAAUAGCUUUACUAGUUUUAGUAGUAUCAAGUAUUUCUUCAAAGCGAAAGAAUGGACAUUUUUAGGUGGAUAUGCUUAAUAAUACAUUACUAAACAUUUAGGAUUUGUAUAUGAUGUAACAACAACAUUUAUAUCUUGUGCUAAUGAAGUACUAACAUUACAAGAACAUAUGCCUAUGAAUAAGAAUGCAGUUAGAUUGAUUAUGGAUGAAAUUAGAACUGAAAUCAAUAAAGCUGAACUCUAUUUAGGUACUUUAACUGACACAUUCCCAGAAGUCAUUAGAGCUAUUCAAACUAAAAGAGCUUCACAUACAGUUCUUAUGCAUUAAAGACAUCAUCUUGAAGAAAAUUAAAAGAAUGGUCUUGUAGAUGAUAAAGAAUUCAAUUAAUUAAAAAGUAAUAUUGAUGCUCGUCUUGUUUAACUUGAAAAUCAUGUAUUUGAUUGGUAAAUUCCAACUUUCCAUUCUUUUGCUAUGGAAUUUCCAAUAUUUGCAGGUGUACCUAAAGAGGAAUUAGAUACAAUUAUUAAAUCCACAUAUGAGAAAAGAUAUCAAACAGAUGAAAUUAUUUAUGAAAAAGGUAUGACCUGUUAAAAUAUAUACAUUGUCUAAAAAGGAAAUGUUAUAGAUGAAGUUGGAUCUCAUUAAAUAAAAAAAGGAUUAGGAUCAUUAUUAUCUUAUGUUAAUCUUAUAGGAGAUGGUAAAUGCAUGACAACUUCUAGAGCAGCAUCUGAAACAGUACUACAUUCAUUAAAUUUGAAUGUUCUUAAGUCUUUGAUGUAAAAGUCAGAAGCUUUUGAAUAGAAAAUAUAUGUCAAUUCUAUAGGUAAAUAUUAGUAUAUUUUUUAGAAUAUCUAAUAAAAUUAUAUUAAUCUUAAGCUGGACCUUUGGGAUAAAUGGAAUAAAAACGUUUAAAUCUAUUCCUUAGACAAAAGGCUUAAUUCAAAAAGUUCGAUGUUCAUUCAAAUGUUGAAUUCAUGUUUGGAGGUUAUAUAAUUAAAGGGGAAAUAUAAAGUUGUAUUCAAGAUGAGAGUGAAGGCAUAGAGAGAUAUAAUGAAUAUUGGUAAUUAUUGAAUAUAUGUUUAGUUAUGUACCACCUAGAGAAAAUGAUUUUAAUGUCAUAAAACCACUAAUAUGUUUGGUGUUUGAUGAUGCGAUUGAUGUGAUAAAGUAGGAUAGAUUGGAAUAAUUUAAUUUAGAGAAUCAUGAAGAAGUAAUAGAGCAAAGAUUUUCAAGAAUUGAUGUUCAAUAGAAAUAUUAAUAAUAAGAAUUAUGA